UUCAGUCAUUGCUUAAUAUCGAUCAAUCAACAUGUUGAAGUUAGUCGUAUUGUUAUGUGCUGUUGCCUGUGCUUUGGGUGCUGCUGUGCCUGAGGGUAUGCUGCCUCAAUUGGAUGGACGUAUUGUGGGCGGUGCUGCUACCACCAUCUCGUCCUUCCCCUGGCAAAUUUCCCUCCAACGUUCAGGUUCUCACUCUUGCGGUGGUUCUAUCUACAGCUCUAAGAUCAUUGUUACUGCUGCUCAUUGCUUGCAAUCAGUGUCUGCCUCUGUCUUGAAAGUACGUGCUGGUUCUUCCUAUUGGAAUUCUGGUGGUGUUUUGGUCAGUGUUGCCGCUUUCAAGAAUCAUGAAGGUUACAACUCCAAGACUAUGGUUAAUGAUAUUGCCGUCAUCCGUUUGAGCUCUUCCUUGACUACAUCAUCUACCAUUAAGACUAUCGGUUUGGCUACCGCUGCUCCUGCUAACGGUGCUGCUGCUACCGUGUCUGGUUGGGGUACUACCUCCUCAGGUGGUAGCAUUCCCAGUCAAUUGAGAUACGUUGACGUUAAGAUUGUUGGUCGCACUCAAUGUGCUUCUUCCACCUAUGGUUAUGGUUCUGAAAUCAAGGCUAGCAUGAUCUGUGCUUACACUGUCGGUAAGGACUCUUGCCAAGGUGACUCUGGUGGCCCAUUGGUCUCCGGUGGCCGUUUGGUUGGUGUUGUUUCCUGGGGCUACGGUUGCGCUGCUAUCAACUACCCUGGUGUAUAUGCUGAUGUUGCUGCUCUCCGUUCCUGGGUUGUCAGUGCUGCUAACUCUGUUUAAAUUUAAAUUGAAUAAAAUUUUGAUUAACUAUUAAAA
Lucilia cuprina (Australian sheep blowfly) is the source of this 835-nucleotide messenger RNA. Its product is annotated as trypsin alpha-3. The record is from RefSeq and is a predicted model, not a curated record. Gene Ontology annotation, molecular function: serine-type endopeptidase activity. NCBI's taxonomy places the organism in Eukaryota, Metazoa, Arthropoda, Insecta, Diptera, Calliphoridae. The coding region runs from base 32 to 799 and encodes 255 amino acids. The transcript has a single exon. Gene Ontology annotation, biological process: proteolysis.